CCUUUUCUGGCAGGUCAAUCAGGUAUCCACUACGAUACUUUUGCUCGCUCAGCAAAACGAUACAGGCGUUGUUUAAGAGUUAGCCACUAUAUUUCUGUUGUUUAGUGUAAUUCUGCGUCAAUCCUCUCAAAGCACCAUAUAGGUUGGUCUGCUAAAUAAACUCGAUCAUUUGGACACUGAGUGCUCUUGUCGUGAUUCUAUCAAGUGACAGCAUCGAUAUCAGCAAUUCGUUACUUUCCAUUACCAUCAUGUCGCGCCCGUACCCCGAUUAUUACUACGAUGAACGAUACAGGAAUCCCCAAUAUGGCUACUACGGUCAGCAACCUGGUGGAGGAAAUGGAAGCCCUCCUGGCGAAUACCCUCCACAGCAGUAUCAACAUGGACAGCCACCCCAGUAUGCAUACAAUAUGGCUGCACCCUCCGACAAUCAGUACCCCAGCCAGUCACCCAACAAUCCUCCCGUGUACCCUCAACAAAGCUACUCAUAUCCUUACGAUGCAAAGCAGCCGGUGAGCGAAUACAGUGACAACAAAACUGCACCCAUGGCUUAUGACCAUACCCCGAUGAACCCUCCGCAGGUUCAGCAGCAGCAAGGGGAGAGUGCUUCGUACUAUAAUACCCCACCAGGGCCUCCUGUUACCACAGCUCUAGAGGGAGAGAAAGGACUGGCAUCUACUGUAGCCGGUGCGGCUGGUGGAGGUUUUCUCGGCCAUAAGCUGGGAGGUGGAGUUCUGGGUGCCGCAGGAGGUGCAUUGGCAGGGGCUGCGGGAAUGAAAAUUGCAAGUAAAUUGCGUAAGAAGCACAAGGAGAAGCAUCAUGGCUAUCACAAGCGUGGAUCGUCUUCCGCUUCGUCCAGCUCGAGCUCGAGUUCGAGUUCUAGCUCCAGCUCCUCUAGUGACAGCGAUUCCUCGUGAAUUGGCAGUUUCGAUGAAACUCCCUUGUAUGAAAUUCGGGUCCAAUGCAGCGUUGAAGUAGUGCUAUUGGUGACAGUUUCCGUUAUGACUUCCUUCUUGUAUUCAUAAAUUAAGUCACUGCGUCAUUCACGAGAGGGAACAAUUGAAGGCACGUUAUACGCCAUUAGGAGCGUUACAGGCUUCCAUGUGUAUGACAUGAGUUGUUACUAUAGACCCCUGCCACGAAUAUAACUCGAG
Messenger RNA from Aspergillus ibericus CBS 121593, 1151 nucleotides. RefSeq names its product putative glutamine-serine rich protein MS8. The coding region runs from base 249 to 914 and encodes 221 amino acids. Lineage: Eukaryota; Fungi; Ascomycota; Eurotiomycetes; Eurotiales; Aspergillaceae. The transcript has 4 exons. The record is from RefSeq and is a predicted model, not a curated record.